UGAAAAUAGCAAUAAUUGAUUAAAAAUAUUGUAUUGUGUACUUUUAUUUCAAAAUAAUGAUUUCAUGAACAACUGCCAAAAAAUGCAUAGUAUUAGUUGUAAGGAUGUUCAGAGUAGUGACCCGCUUAGCUUAGCUUAAGGUGUUAGGUAAAGUGGGACAGUGGCUGUCUAUUAAUGUGGGACACUUCAAAGCAUUUUUCAUGAAAUAUGAUCGUUUAUCAUCAUACAUAACCUAUUAUGUCAUGGAUCAUGUCAUAAGCCUGAUGUUUUCUAAGAGUCCCAUUGUAGCUAUGCUAGGUGAAACUGGAUGCUAAUAUGAUGUGCAAUGAUGCUCUUCUGCUGUCUGAAGUUUGAAUUUGAACUUAUAAAGAUCAACUUUAUUUGGAGGCUGUAGGAUGAAUGACAGAUGACAACACUAGAUGCAAUAUGACACUGUUUGGGGCAAUUAUAACAACUGUUAUGAUAUAAAAUACUAAAUGUAUGACAUUCUUAACCUUCUAGAUAUAACUAGAGGUAGAAUAAUUUGUACCUUUAGUUAUAUCUAGAAGGUUAAGAAUGUGUUAUUGCUAUUUUGAUAGAUUGAUUGAUGGUUUUACUGGCACAGUAUGCUGGCACAUUCACUAUAAUGCAAAACUACUCCAUUUCGUUUUUGAAAUAUAAUGACAUAUAAUAAUGAAAUAUAAACUUGUUUUCAUGACAAAUUUAUUUAAACAUAUAUUAAAUAAUUAAGACAUUACUAACAGGUAAAGUAAAUAUAAUGAAUAUAUAAGCUAAUAUAGUGUAUAUAUAGUGAAAUGCUUCAUUUCUCUAGUGAACUAAAAUGCUGUGGACACUGAAUGACUUGCCUGAGGUAAAUGUAAUGCUGCGUGAGAUAUUAUUCUCAAGCUGUUUUAUUGAUGUCUUUCUGCGGUUGAAACACUGGUUCAGAGAUUACACGUAAACAUAUCUGUGCAUAGAUUGUCUGUCCUUCUUCUGCGAUUUUUCCUGUUGUGACGGUUAGCAAACAGUGUUGCAUUACUGCACACGCCCCCUUCUGGAUUGGAGUGUGGAUUGCCUGUCACUGACUGUAUUCGUCGUCAGACUGUAUGCACCGAACUGUGACACCCAUACCAUGACGAAAAAUGGCACCUAACCCAAAGCAGUCAGGAAAACGGCAAGAUGAAAGAGAGCUUAAAGGAAGAAAAGGGCUGAAGAUGAAUCAGUGGAGAGAGGACCAAAUGAAAGCUGCAAUCGAGGAAUAUAAAGAGCAGGUAGAGUCGGGGAGGCCUGCGCUGCGAUUGCUCGCAAGGAAGUGGAACGUGCCGAAAACAACCCUUCAAAGACGCGUGAAAGGGCUUGUUGAGGGAUCUGAGCAUGCCUCUGGAAGAAAGCCAUUCAUCCCUGUUGAAUCAGAGCGGGAGUUAGCGCGUCUUCUCACCUUGCUUUCACAGAGAGGCUUCUCGUUGAGGAGGACUGAUGUUCAAUCAUUUGCUUUUGAGUUUGCCAAGAUAAAUGGCAUCCGAGGGUUCUCAGAAGAGAAGCAAAAGGCGGGCUAUUACUGGUUUGAGGGCUUUAUAAAGCGAAACCCAGGGCUGAAGAUAAAGAAACCAGGGGCUAUAUCACCAGCUACAAGGAUGAAUGAAGAAGAGCUGGGAACAUGGUUCAGAAUGUAUGAAAUCACCCUUGAUGCCUUGGAAAUUAAAGACGUCCCUUCACAUAUUUGGAAGUGUGAUGUAUCAGGACUACAAGACGACUUCUCCUCUCAGCAAUAUGUCGGGGAAGGAGAAGAGCCCUGCUUUCAGAUCAGAGCUGAGGAGGAAGAGGAAACUGCCUCCACGGUACUAGCAGCAUUCAAUGCCAGUGGUACAUUUGCUCCUCCACUUAUCAUUUUUAAAGAAAAUAGGGUGAGAAGUGAGUGGUUGAACGAAUCCCUGGAAAAUGUGUGCGUGAGAAUGUCGAAUAAUGGCUGGAUAACAUCAGAGCUGUUUGUUGAGUGGGGCGAAAUGUUUGUGGCACAGCUUCCAAAAGAUGAUGCCAGGCCCCACCUUCUGCUCCUCGAUGGCCAAAGCAGCCACGUAUUCAACCUCGGCUUUUACAAUCUCAUGAACCAGAACAAUGUGGAAGUCAUAUGCUAUCCUGCACUGCAACCGGCAAACAGAGCUCUGUUCAGGAGUCUCAAACACAACUGGUGUGAAGUGAGUCGCAAGUGGAAUCAGCAAUGUGCAGGCGUGAAGUUCCCCAAAGCACAUUAUUGCUCUGUUUUCACAGAAGCGUGGAAGACGACUGCCACUGUGGAAAGAGCCCAGGAUGGGUUCAGGACAACGGGGAUGUACCCAAUAAAUGAGCUGGCCUCCAUUGAGCAUGAACCUCCUCCUGCCACCCUGUCCCGUUUGGAAAGUACCACGCCGCCCACUGCACAUUGCAGCACAGAAAGUGGCUCUGAUGUGCUUUCAGCUGUUGAAGCGGCAUCAUUCAAAGACUUUGUGGUCAUACAAAAAUGUAACAGGGGUAUAAAGACACCCAGAGCCAAGACAAUACCACAUUUCCACAGAAACACAGAACACCUUCUUUAUAAUGAACAUUUAAAACAAAAAACAUUUAAAACUCCCUAUAAAUGCAGGGGUUGUUUCAUAAACCACAGCGCAGAUGAUGAUCCAAAAGCUUCUGAAGCAUGGAUCAGAUGCAGCAACUGUAAGGCCUGCUACCAUGAGUCUUGUGCCGACGAGGAUGGGAUUUAUGAAUGGGUUUAUGAUGUAGAUGGUGAUAAUUGAUCAACUGAAGCAUGGAACGAGCAAGAAAAAAUGAAUCACAGAAUGUAUGAUUCCUGGAAAUACUAAUCUUUGAUCAUUUUUCAGUCUAGUGGCGUUAAGCUCGUGCUGUGAAAAUCAGCUUUUAAGAUCGAAUGGACUGUCACAGCCUUGUUUUCAUUUGUUUCAAAUUAAAUUAAUUAAAUUGACUAAGGUCCAUUAAUGUUUGGACAUACCUUACAUAGUCAGUAUUCUGUUUUCAGUCUUUUAAGACGUAACUGACAAGGAGUAAUAAACGUUUUUUUGCACUGUA
Messenger RNA from Ctenopharyngodon idella (grass carp), 3039 nucleotides. RefSeq lists its product as uncharacterized. The record is from RefSeq and is a predicted model, not a curated record. Bases 1122 to 2750 code for a protein of 542 amino acids. Gene Ontology annotation, molecular function: DNA binding. Gene Ontology annotation, cellular component: nucleus. NCBI's taxonomy places the organism in Eukaryota, Metazoa, Chordata, Actinopteri, Cypriniformes, Xenocyprididae. The transcript is spliced from 2 exons.